Messenger RNA from Megalops cyprinoides (Indo-Pacific tarpon), 5606 nucleotides. It is a transcript of the gene ecpas, whose product is annotated as Ecm29 proteasome adaptor and scaffold. Gene Ontology annotation, biological process: proteasome assembly. The record is from RefSeq and is a predicted model, not a curated record. NCBI's taxonomy places the organism in Eukaryota, Metazoa, Chordata, Actinopteri, Elopiformes, Megalopidae. Gene Ontology annotation, cellular component: nucleus; cytoplasm. The transcript is spliced from 49 exons. Gene Ontology annotation, molecular function: molecular adaptor activity. Bases 74 to 5590 code for a protein of 1838 amino acids.
UUCAGUUGUGAGACGGAGCUUCAACGAGCAGCUGCAGGAGUGGCUGUGCGUGUGCUUCUGACUCGCUGCAAACAUGGCUGCUCAGGAUGAGCUGAAUCAGCUGGAGCGUGUCUUUCUACGCUUGGGCCACGCGGAAACAGAUGAGCAAUUGCAAGAUAUCAUAUCCAAAUUUCUCCCCCCUGUCCUGCUCAAGCUGUCCAGCACUCAAGAAGGAGUGAGGAAAAAAGUGAUGGAAUUGCUAGUUCACUUGAACAAACGUAUCAAGAGUCGACCCAAAAUACAGCUGCCUGUGGAAACCCUGUUAGUGCAGUACCAGGAUCCUGCAGCGGCAUCCUUCGUGACUAAUUUCACUAUAAUUUACAUCAAAAUGGGUUACCCUCGGCUGGAGGUGCAGAAACAGUGUGAGCUGGCCCCAACUCUGCUGACAGCGAUGGAGGGAAAACCUCAGCCGCAGCAAGAUGGGCUAAUGCAUCUCCUGAUUCCCACCUUGUUCCACAUGAAGUACCCUUCUGAGCCAUCAAAAGUUGCCUCACCAUUUAUCCUUGUUGAGAAGCCAAAGACAGUCCACUUACUACUAGAUUUCAUGUUAGAUGUUCUUCUAAUGCCUUAUGGGUUUGUUCUGAAUGAGCCCCAGAGCCCAGCUGGGUCCGCUGCAGGGGCCAGUGCUGGACAGGGCCUCCCCCAGCCACCCCCCGGCAUGAGCUUCUACGCAGCCAAGCGCAUCAUUGGAGAAACACCCUGGAGCCCAGAGCAGCUAGAGCAGUGCAAGCUUGGGAUAGUGAAGUUUAUCGAGGCGGAGCAGGUCCCGGAGGUGGAGGCUGUGGUCCACCUGGUCAUCGCUUCCAGUGACACCCGCCACAGUGUUGCCACGGCAGCAGACCUGGAGCUGAAGAGCAAACAGAGCAUCAUUGAUUGGAAUAAUCCCUUAAUAAUUAACAAGAUGUACAAGGUUUACCUGGGCGACAUCCCUCUCAAAACGAAAGAGGGGGCAGCUUUGAAGCCGGAACUGAAGCGGGAGCCGGUCAGUACAAGGGUCAAGCUGAAGAUCCUCCCCCACCUCUUGAGGUCCAGGCUAGCCGCCGAGACAUUCCCUGCCAACAUCCAGGUUGUUUACGAUGGGCUGUUUGGCGCAAACACCAACAACAAGCUGCGGUCCAUGUCCCUGCAGUUCGUUCAUCACAUCUGUGUGGUGUGUCCUGAGACUAACAAACCCCUGGGUCUGAUGCUUCUCAAUGGUCUAACAAAACUUAUCAAUGAAUAUAAAGAGGAUCCAAAAUUGCUCUGUGUUGCCUACUCUGCUGUGGGAAAGCUGUCGAGCCGCAUGCCGCAGCUCUUCACAAAAGAUAUAGCCCUCGUUCAGCAGUUUUUUGAAGCCAUGUGUAAGGAGGACCCAGAGGUCAGGCUUGCCAUCCAGGAGGCCCUGUCUAUGAUGGUGGGUGCCUACGCCCAGCUGCAGGGAGCACUGCUUAACCUCAUGGAGGCACUGGUCGCUGCCUACAUAGGAAAGCCGGAGGUGCAAGUUCGUCAGGUGGCCAUGAAGUUUGCCAGCACAGUGUUUGCCCCCGAUCACGUCCCUUCCAGAUACCUUCUGCUGCUGGCUGCCGGAGACCCGCGAGAGGAGGUCCACGGUGAGGCCCAGCGUGUCCUCAGGGCCCUCCCAACCCAGAGCACUGAGAAGGAGGGCUCAAAGCCCAUGCCCUCCUUCCCGGAGAUGGUCAGCUAUAUCCAGGAGAAGGCGGCCCAGAGAAUGAAAACUCCAGCGAAGUACAUCGUUGGAACCGCCACUCUCCCUUUCAACCCCUCUGCUUUUGGAGAGAUUAUACUCUACCUGCGGAUGUGCCUUGCCCACAGUGCGGGGGCCACGCCCACCUCUCAGAGCCUGGCGGACAUGCAGGACAACGCCCCGGCCAUCGGCCGCUACGUGCAGAGCCUGCUGUCGUCCGAGCCGCCCCCGUCCUCCUCCGCCCCCAAGGGCGGCGAGUCCAACCCGGUGCAAGUGUACAUGGACCUGCUGCAGCAGCUGCUGUCUGCCAUCGGGGGAAUCCCAGUGAUGUACUGCCUAGUAGAAGUGGUGUCAGUCUAUCCUCAAAAACUUGCUCCUAAAUUCAUUGACAAGAUUGACUGGAUUAAGAGUCUGAUGAAUACCAAUAAAGAGGACAUGCGUGAGCUUGCAGCCCAGCUCUAUGCUGUGGUAGUGUCCACCAUGUCUGGCAAUGAACUAAGGGCUGCCGUGCAGAACCUUGUUAAAAUCACAAAAGAUAAUCAUAGCCCUGAAACCCAGCACGGUGCCAUUUUGGCUCUAGGUUACAUGGUCGGGAGGUACUUGAGCAAAAGGAAGUCCUUAGCCUGGAGUGACUCGCACAACCAGGAUCAGCACAUGAGCGCCACUCCCACAGAGGAUGAAGAGCUCAUCCGUCUGGCCACCAACACCAUUGGUUCCUUCCUGGAUAGCAGCUCCCCCCUGCUGGCCCUGGCUGCCUGCACGGCCCUGGGCGAGAUUGCGCGGAACGGGGCCCUGCUGGUGCCCAGCGAGGGGGAGGGCUUCACUAAGCUGCACGUGGUCGAGAACCUGCUGGCCCGAAUUCCCUCCGGGAAGGAGAGCUCUAAGAUGAAGGAGCGUGCCAUACAGACGCUGGGCUACUUCCCUGUGGGGGAUGCUGAGUUUCCACACCAGCAGAAGCUGCUGGAGGGGCUCAUGGACUCAGUGGAGGCGAAGCAGGUGGAGCUUCAGUUUACAGUAGGUGAGGCCAUCACCAGUGCUGCCAUAGGAACUAGCUCGGGGGCGGCCCGGGAUGUGUGGACCUGCACCGAAGAGGAAUACGCCCCCCCGGCCAACGUGAGCAACAAUGACGUGGUGCCCUGGGUCCUGAACACCAUUCUGACCAAGCACAUCAGCAGCCAGAAUCCUCAUGUGCGCCAGGCAGCCUGCAUCUGGUUGCUCUCCCUGGUGAAGAAGUUCAGCCAGCACAAGGAGAUCAAAUCUCAUCUGAAAGAGGUCCAGACUGCAUUCAUCUCCAUCCUCUCUGAUCCUGAUGAGCUGAGUCAGGACGUGGCCUCUAAAGGACUGGGCCUGGUGUAUGAGCUGGGCAGCGAGGAGGAUCAGCAGGAGCUGGUGUCUACGCUGGUGGAGACGCUGAUGACAGGGAAGAGGGCAAAGCAUGCUGUCUCAGAAGAGACGGAGGUCUUCCAGGGGGGAGCAUUGGGAAAAGCCCCAGAUGGUCAUGGUCUGUCCACCUACAAAGAGCUGUGUUCAUUGGCCAGUGACUUGAACCAGCCAGACCUUGUCUACAAGUUCAUGAAUCUUGCCAAUCACCACGCCAUGUGGAACUCCAGAAAGGGAGCUGCCUUUGGAUUUAAUAUGAUAGCAGCAAAGGCCGGGGAACAGCUGACCCCCUUCCUACCCCAGCUGGUUCCCCGUCUCUACAGAUACCAGUUUGACCCCAACCUUGGCAUCCGGCAAGCCAUGACCAGCAUCUGGGAUGCCCUUGUCACAGACAAAACUUUGGUUGACAAAUAUCUAAAGGAGAUUCUUCAGGAUGUUAUUUCCAACCUCACCAGCAGUAUGUGGCGAGUUCGGGAAUCAAGUUGUUUGGCCCUCAAUGAUUUGAUUCGUGGAAGGCAACUGGAUGACAUCAUCGACCGUAUUUCAGAGAUGUGGGAGACAUUGUUCAGAGUACGGGAUGACAUAAAGGAGUCGGUGCGGAAGGCAGCUGAUAUGGCCCUCAAGACCCUUAGCAAGGUGUGCGUUCGGAUGUGCGAGUCCUCUGGCGCGGCUGCACAGAAAACCGUGGGGGUGCUGCUGCCCACCCUGUUGGAUAAGGGCAUCAUGAGCACCGUGGUGGAGGUGCGCACCCUCAGCAUUCAGACUCUGGUGAAGAUCAGUAAGACUGCAGGUAGCAGGCUGAAGCCCCACACACCCCGCCUCAUCCCUGCCCUCCUGGAGUCCCUCAGCGUGCUGGAGCCGCAGGUCCUCAACUACCUGAGUCUGAGAGCUACCGAGCAAGAGAAGACGGCAAUGGAUACAGCAAGACUCAGUGCAGCCAAAUCUUCUCCAAUGAUGGAAACUAUCAACAUGUGCCUGCAGCACAUGGAUACAUCUGUCUUGGAAGAGCUUGUCCCCAAACUGUGUGACCUUUUGAAGAGUGGCCUGGGUCUGGGAACAAAGGGAGGCUGUGCCAGUGUGAUCGUGUCACUGACCGUUCAGUGUCCUCAGGACUUGGCACCUUAUUCAGGUAAACUGAUGAGCGCUCUGCUGAACGGAAUACACGAUCGCAGCGCCGUGGUGCAGAAGUCGUUCGCCUUCGCUCUCGGACAUCUCGUUCGGACUGCAAAGGACAGCAGUGUGGAGAAACUUCUGCAGAAGCUCAAUAUGUGGUACCUGGAAAAAGAAGAGGCCGUCUACAAGUCAUCGUGUGCUCUGACGGUGCAUGCCAUCGGCCACUACAGUCCAGACGUACUGAAAAACCACGCAGGGCUGGCACUGCCGCUGGCGUUCCUGGGCAUGCAUGAGGUCCCUGACGAGGAGAAGGGCGACAACUCUGACUCUAGCCUGUGGACGGAGGUCUGGCAGGAGCAUGUACCAGGAAGCUUUGGUGGCAUCAGGUUGUACAUGACAGAGCUGAUAGCCAUUACCCAGAAGGCCCUGCAGUCCCAGUCAUGGAAGAUGAAGGCGCAGGGGGCAGCAGCCAUGGCCUCCAUAGCGAAGGAGCAGACCGGGUCGCUGGUGGCUCCACAUCUGGGCAUGGUGCUGAGUGCUCUGCUGCAGGGGCUGGCUGGCAGGACGUGGGCAGGGAAGGAAGAAUUGCUGAAGGCUAUUGGGUCAGUUGUCUCAAAGUGCAGUGGGGAAUUACAGAAGUCUGCACCAGGACAGCCCAGCAUCCAGGAGGUAAUUGAGUUGGUGUUGAAGGAGUGCCGCAAGGAGAACCUGGGAUACAAAAUGGCCGCCCUACGAUGUGCAGCAGAUGUCCUGGAAUCCACCCAAGAGGACCGCUUCCAGGAGAUGGCUGACAUCCUGUUUCCAUUGAUAAAAAAGUAUUCCCCCACCAGUGCCCUGUCCCCAAAAAGCAAGCAGGAUGAGGAUGAGGACGACCCAGAAGAGAAGGAGAGAGAGCUGCAGACAGAGGCCCUGCUCUGUGCCUUUGAAACCCUUGGGAAGGCCUGGCCCAAAAACCCCUCAACCCAGGCACGGUACCAGAUGGAGCUGUGUCAGCUGAUGUGUGAGAGGCUGAAACUCAGCACAUGGAGGGUACAGCUGGUGGUCCUGAAGACCAUGAAGGCGUAUUACCAAAGGUUGUUACUUUUUGAGAAGGACCAUCAAGAUUCCACUGCACUGCUGGAAAUCUUGACAGAAACUUGCACUGCAAUCACAUAUCCAUUAGAAAACAAGAGUUAUUCCUCUGUGAGGACAGAAGCUUUGUCCAUUGUGGAACUACUUCUAAAAAAGGCAGAAGAGAAUGGAAAAUGGGACAGCCUGUCGGAGAAGAGCAGAGACCAGCUCGUCCACUCCCUCACCACCAUGGAGUCAGACAGCCGACCAGAGCUGAAGGAUAAGUCACUGGAACUCCGAAAGCAAAUCCAGAAUCACUCAUGAACUCUGACCCCCCCCC